AAUUCACUCAUACCCCACCACACUUCUUGAGAUUUCACUCUGCCAUCCUUACCGCCAACAAUUACUCUACCUCACUCAACUCUUCAUCACCUCUGCACCUUCGAACCUGAUCAAUUCACAACUCUCGAGAUGUCUGCGGCAUCCUCCUCCACCCGAGUGCAGUGCACAUACAAGGACUGCAAACGUCACUUCAUCUCCCAUCCUGCCAUGAAUCAGCACAAGCUGAUCGAUCACGACUAUUGCAGCAGAUGUGAUGAGGAUUUCAUUGAUGAGGAGUGCUUGCUGCUCCAUAAGAUCAAAAGCGACAAACAUAUCGUUUGUGCGUUCUGUGGUAGGGAGUUUCGUAGCGAGGGUGGGCGGGAUGCUCAUAUACGCCAGUAUCACCGUCCCAAGCAAAACCUGGUCUGUACUGGUUGUGGGAAGAAGUUCAAACAAGCGGGGGCCUUGGUGCGUCAUGUGGAGGACGACGAGUGUGACGAAAUUCCGAUGACACGAUUUCUCCAUGAACAAUCUAAGAGGCUCCUUAUUAGAGAAGCGCUCAAAACUGGUGAAGGAGACGGUUUGCCCUUCCCGGACCCCGACGGCGCUGACGAUGUCGACGGGGGUGUCAAGCUCGACGGUUCUACUAGCAUCCUGGACAUGGAGAAUGAGAACGCUGAGAUAUCGUCGCCAGCCUUGAAACGCAAGCCCGAUCGUAUCUCGUCUUUGUCUUCCGUGUUUGAUAUUGAUGAUAAAAAGGGGGCCGCUGGCCAGAGCACAACUGCCAAAGAUCCUCUGUCUAUGAUGAAGAAUCUCUCGCUCAAAUCUGGUGUUUCGGAUAACAGUAAGGAGAAGGCCAAGUCGGCUGCCAGGCCGUCAAAAGAGGAUAAUUCCGAUCCUUUCGGGGUGGCUCAAAUCGACAUUGGACAUACCCUUCGCGCGCUCGACAAAACCUGGGAUCCCAUGAACUUCUUUGACCCGUUCCGGGCAAAAUUUGUCUGUCCCUGUGACGACGAGUUCUCGACGUCGAAGACAUUCGAGACCCAUGUCAUAGAGAAGACUAGUGGGAAGAGGAGCGUGCAGUGUCCAGGUUGCCUUCGAAUAUUCAAGACUGCCGCCGCUCUAGUCGCGCACUGUGAAUCUGCCAGCACUCAUUGUAGUGUAAACACCGGACUCCGCUUCAGUCAGAUUAUAAAGGAUGUCAGUGGCGGGCUGGUCAAGGCAGUUGGGCUGAGAGAUGGGACUGUCGAGUACGCAGCCGGUGACUUGGAAUCGAAAAAGACCGGUAUCACGGAGAAAAGUCAGGACAUGAUGGAAUGGUAG
Messenger RNA from Aspergillus sclerotioniger CBS 115572, 1302 nucleotides. Its product is annotated as putative C2H2 finger domain protein. The transcript has 3 exons. Lineage: Eukaryota; Fungi; Ascomycota; Eurotiomycetes; Eurotiales; Aspergillaceae. The record is from RefSeq and is a predicted model, not a curated record. Bases 130 to 1302 code for a protein of 390 amino acids. Gene Ontology annotation, biological process: regulation of transcription by RNA polymerase II. Gene Ontology annotation, cellular component: nucleus.